GUCGUGGCCCCUGGCGGCCCCCAGGGGACCCCUGGGAGAAGCGGGGCGACCCUGGAGAAGACGCCUCACCCGCCCACCCUGUACGUGCAGCUGCACGGAGAGACCACUCGGCGCCUGGAGGCGGACGAGAAGCCAUUGCAGGUCCAAAAUGACUACCUCUUCCAGCUGGGAUUUGGGGAGCUGUGGAGGGUGCAGGAGGAAGGCAUGGACUCGGAAAUUGGCUGCCUCAUCCGCUUCUAUGCAGGAAAACCUCACAGCACCGGUAGUUCUGAACGGAUUCAACUCUCAGGAAUGUAUAAUGUCCGUAAAGGCAAAAUGCAGUUGCCAGUGAACCGCUGGACAAGACGCCAAGUUAUCCUGUGUGGGACUUGCCUGAUAGUGUCGUCUGUGAAAGACAGCUUGACCGGGAAGAUGCACGUUCUGCCACUGAUUGGUGGGAAAGUAGAAGAGGUGAAAAAGCACCAGCACUGCUUAGCCUUCAGCUCCUCUGGACCCCAGAGCCAGACUUACUACAUCUGCUUUGAUACUUUCACAGAGUACUUAAGGUGGCUGCGACAGGUCUCUAAGGUGGCAUCCCAGCGCAUUAGCUCCGUGGACUUAUCAUGCUGCAGCCUGGAACAUCUGCCUGCCAACCUCUUCUACAGCCAAGACCUCACUCAUCUGAACUUAAAACAAAACUUCUUAAGGCAGAAUCCCAGCCUGCCUGCUGCCAGGGGUCUCAAUGAACUGCAGAGGUUCACCAAGUUGAAGAGUCUUAACCUUUCCAAUAAUCACUUAGGGGAAUUCCCACUUGCAGUCUGCAGUAUCCCGACCCUGGCGGAGCUGAACGUGUCCUGCAACGCCCUGAGGGCAGUCCCAGCAGCCGUUGGAGCCAUGCACAACUUACAGACAUUUUUGUUGGAUGGAAACUUUCUCCGGUCCCUUCCUGCUGAGUUGGAGAACAUGCAUCAGCUUAGUUAUCUUGGUCUUUCAUUCAACGAAUUCACUGACAUUCCAGAGGUGUUGGAGAAACUGACUGCCGUGGAUAAGCUUUGUAUGUCUGGAAACUGCAUGGAGACCCUUCGGCUACAGGCUUUAAGAAAAAUGCCUCACAUUAAACAUGUGGAUCUAAGGUUGAACGUAAUUAGGAGGCUAAUAGCAGAUGAAGUGGACUUUGUACAGCACGUCACUCAGCUCGACCUGCGAGACAACAAACUUGGGGACCUGGAUGCUGUGAUCUUCAACAACAUUGAGGUUUUACACUGUGAAAGGAAUCAGCUGGUGACACUGAACAUCUGUGGCUAUUUCCUAAAAGCCCUCUAUGCUUCUUGUAAUGAACUUGUUCAACUUGAUGUUUAUCCAGUUCCAAAUUAUCUAUCCUACAUGGAUGUUUCAAGGAACCGCUUAGAAAGUGUGCCUGAGUGGGUUUGUGAAAGCCAGAAGCUAGAAGUUUUAGAUAUUGGCCAUAAUCAAAUAUGUGAACUUCCUGCCCGCUUAUUUUGUAAUAGCAGUCUCCGGAAACUGCUGGCUGGGUACAACCAGUUGGCAAGGCUCCCUGAACGGCUAGAAAGAACGUCAGUGGAGGUCUUGGAUGUGCAGCACAACCAGCUCCUGGAACUGCCUCCUAACCUGCUGAUGAAGGCUGACAGCCUGAGAUUCCUGAAUGCCUCUGCAAACAAACUGGAAACCCUUCCUCCGGCCACGCUUUCUGAAGAGACUAGCAGUAUCUUACAAGAGUUGUAUUUGACGAGUAACAACCUCACGGAUAAGUGCGUGCCCUUGUUGACAGGACACCCGCAUCUGAAGAUUCUCCACAUGGCCUACAACCGACUUCAGAGUUUUCCAGCAAGUAAAAUGGCGAAACUGGAGGAACUUGAAGAAAUCGAUGUCAGUGGGAAUAAACUGAAAGCCAUCCCAACGACUAUCAUGAAUUGCAGGCGCAUGCACACUGUGACUGCUCACUCUAACUGCAUCGAAGUCUUCCCCGAGGUGAUGCAGCUCCCAGAAAUUAAGUGCGUGGACCUGAGCUGUAACGAGCUUAGCGAAAUCACUUUACCAGAAAACCUGCCUCCCAAACUGCAAGAAUUAGACCUGACUGGAAACCCCCGUCUUGCCCUUGAUCACAAAACCCUGGAACUACUGAAUAAUAUCCGCUGUUUCAAGAUUGACCAGCCUUCCGCAGGAGACGCAUCAGGAGCCCCGGCGGUAUGGAGUCAUGGUUACACGGAAGCUUCAGGGGUGAAAAACAAGUUGUGUGUUGCAGCCCUGUCGGUGAAUAACUUCUGUGACAACCGGGAGGCCCUGUAUGGUGUGUUUGAUGGAGACCGGAAUGUGGAGGUGCCCUACCUUCUCCAGUGUACCAUGAGUGACAUUUUGGCUGAAGAGCUACAAAAAACGAAAAACGAAGAAGAAUACAUGGUCAACACAUUUAUUGUUAUGCAGAGGAAACUUGGAACUGCUGGGCAGAAACUGGGUGGGGCUGCUGUCCUUUGUCAUAUCAAGCAUGACCCUGCGGACCCAGGAGGAUCCUUCACUUUGACCUCUGCUAACGUGGGCAAGUGCCAAACAGUUCUCUGUCGAAAUGGGAAGCCGUUGCCUCUGUCCAGAUCAUACGUCAUGAGCUGUGAAGAAGAGUUGAAGAGGAUAAAACAGCACAAGGCCAUUAUCACUGAGGAUGGCAAGGUGAACGGGGUGACCGAGUCCACGCGCAUCCUGGGCUACACCUUCCUCCACCCCAGCGUGGUGCCUCGCCCCCAUGUGCAGUCCGUGCUCCUGACCCCCCAGGACGAGUUCUUUAUUCUGGGCAGUAAGGGGCUAUGGGACAGCUUGUCCGUCGAGGAGGCCGUGGAGGCCGUGCGCAACGUGCCUGAUGCCCUGGCUGCUGCCAAGAAGCUGUGCACCCUGGCCCAGAGCUACGGCUGCCAUGACAGCAUCAGCGCCGUGGUGGUGCAGCUCAGCGUCACUGAAGACAGCUUCUGCUGCUGCGAGCUCAGUGCCGGUGGGACUGUGCCCCCUCCCAGCCCAGGCAUCUUCCCUACCUCGGUCAACAUGGUGAUCAAGGACCGGCCGGCCGACGGGCUGACCAUGCCGUCCUCCAGCAGCGGCAUGGCAUCUGAGAUCAGCAGCGAGCUCUCCACGUCGGAGAUGAGCAGCGAGGUGGGGUCCACAGCCUCUGACGAGCCCCCGUCGGGAGCCCUGAACGAGAGCAGCCCUGCCUGCCCCAGCGAGCAGCGCUGCAUGCUGCACCCCGUCUGCCUGUCCAGCUCCUUCCAGCGCCAGCUGUCCAGCGCCACGUUCUCCAGCGCCUUCUCCGACAAUGGCCUGGACAGUGAUGACGAAGAGCCAAUUGAGGGCGUCUUCACCAACGGCAGCCGGGUGGAGGGGGAGGGCGACAUCCACUGCAGCCGGGCCAAGGAGAAGGAGAAGCAGCAGCACCUGCUCCAGGUGCCGGCCGAGGCCAGCGACGAGGGUAUCGUCAUCAGCGCCAACGAGGACGAGUCGGGUCUGCCCAGGAAGACAGACUUCUCUGCUGUGGGGACCAUCGGGCGCCGGAGGGCUAACGGCUCUGUAGCACCCCAGGAAAGGAGCCACAACGUCAUAGAGGUCGCGGCAGACGCCCCUCUCCGAAAGCCUGGAGGCUACUUUGCGGCCCCGGCUCAGCCUGAUCCAGAUGAUCAGUUUAUCAUCCCCCCGGAGCUGGAGGAGGAAGUCAAAGAAAUCAUGAAACAUCACCAGGAGCAGCAGCAGCAGCCCCAGCCUCCGCCGCAGCCCCAGCCGCAGCCGCCGCGGCAGUGUCCGGUGGACCAGCUGCCAGACUAUUACGACACGCCGCUAUGACCCAGUCUGAGCACUGUCUAAAAUAAACUAACCCAGAAAGACUGAGUGGCAAGAGUCUCCCAGACUCACAUUAAACCAGGGGUUUUACUCCGUGUCCUUCUCCCAGACACAGUCCCACCCAGUCUUUGUAGCCAACCUGUAAGUUCUCUUUCUGUUAGUUACUUUUUUAAUAAUUACCACUUUUCUUCUAGUGAUGCUUUAUCAGUAUGAUUUAAAUUUGUUAACUUCUAACAUAUCAGAUGUGUAAAGACAAAGAACAAAAGGUUUAAUAUAUUUCAGAGAAAUGGUUAAUGAUAAUGUGAUAUUUUUUAAAUGGCUUUUUGUCGUUUGUUCAGAAGGCAGGGCAGGUUGCCAUUGCUAAACAAUUUAAUAAUAUUGUAAUUCUGUAUUUCUUUGCGGGGGGAAAGGCUUUUUUUUUUUUUUUGUCUUGAAAAUGACAGACAUUUGUAGAAUAUGGAGACUAACUCCUAGGAGUUGCUUUACUCUGUCAGGUGACUUAAGUCACUGGGAUUCACUAAUUUUCUCUGAGAGAACAGUUGAUUGAGAAAUUUCUACUGUAAAUAGCGCAGUGCCGUCUAGUGAUGCUUCACGAUGUUUUGUAGUCUUGGCGUAAGGACACAGCUAAUAACUGACGUCUCCCUCCCCGUGAGCCUCCCCUGCCCCUGCCCCUCCACCCCGACACACACACACGCUCACUUUAGUUCGUUAACUGAGGGGCUGAACAGCUAGAGCAUUCCCGUGCAGGUGGAUCUCAGGCCACUGGACAAGACCCUGCUCCUAGGGGCCCUGGACCCUACUUCUUCCCUUCCUGUCUCCAGCCUCUUGACUUUUGCAGACACUUUUUAAUCGUGUUCCUUACGGCUGCCACAAUCAGCAUGAUUGUAUAGAGCCCAUUAGACCAUUUACAUACCCAGAGUUAUAUUAAAGCAGAAUGCACAAAUGCACAUGUCAUCAUUUUUGUUAUAAUAAAUAUGAACUUUA
Tupaia belangeri chinensis (Chinese tree shrew) is the source of this 4797-nucleotide messenger RNA. RefSeq names its product PH domain and leucine rich repeat protein phosphatase 1 (gene PHLPP1). The record is from RefSeq and is a predicted model, not a curated record. NCBI's taxonomy places the organism in Eukaryota, Metazoa, Chordata, Mammalia, Scandentia, Tupaiidae. The transcript has 18 exons. Gene Ontology annotation, molecular function: protein binding. The annotation marks the transcript as partial. Gene Ontology annotation, cellular component: cytoplasm.